AUGCUACGAGAAACGACGGUCGAAGUGCCGGUAUAUGUGUUGAUGGGAACGUGCGGUUCGGGUAAAACCACGUACGCCGAGGCACUGGUCAAAGAGUUUGGCUGUCAUUACAUAGAAGGCGAUCGCUUUCACCCGACGGCUAACAUUCGUAAAAUGUCGGCCGGAAUACCGCUGACCGACGGCGACCGGUGGGGAUGGCUCGCAGUUAUACGCGACACUUACGUGCAAAAGGCAUCAGAUUUAGUGGCACAGGGGCUGAGCGGCACCCGUGGCAUCAUAAUAGUCACCUGUUCUGCGCUGCGGUUAGUUUACAGGGAUUUACUCCGAGAUGUGCCCAACGGGUCGUGUCGUGUGGUGUUUGUCUACUUGAAGGGCUCCUACGAGUUGCUCGACUCCCGACUGAAGGCCCGAAGCGGUCACUUUAUGGCAUCAAAUAUGUUGAUAAGUCAGUGGACAACACUGGAAGAGCCCGAUUCCCGACGGGAAGACGUUAUUAUUAGCGCCGAUACCGACACUAUUGUUGCGCGUGAUCUAUGUCAACAACUAGACCCUAACGCCCUGGUGUUGUCCAUCAACUCGCAAGAAGAGCAAGACUUUGUCGAAACACUUGUAAUCAAACAAAUACCCUAUGGAUUGGCUGAUAGCGUAUGGCUGGGCCUCGAGUACGGGUACUCAGACGGCUGGAGCGGUCGACGGGAUGUACGGGACCUGAAGUGGCGCUGGGAAGACGGGAGGGAAAGUAACUUUAGUCGAUACGCCCGGGGCUGGGCUACUGCUUGGGCUGAUGACGAUGGUAAGGGCAGACCCUGGGGUGACUGUACCCCGAUAACACUAACGUUUGAGCGCAAAAAUCGGGAACUAUUUGUUAUCUAUGGCGACGGGCCAUACCUUUUAGGUACGACACAUCACCUGAACAUUGCGUUAACUCUAUGGACACUGACUAACCUAAUGAUUGAUUAG
This is a messenger RNA of Medioppia subpectinata, 960 nucleotides long. The record is from the annotation of a GenBank genome assembly. Lineage: Eukaryota; Metazoa; Arthropoda; Arachnida; Sarcoptiformes; Oppiidae.